GGAGUAAGAAUUAAAAGAAGAUACUACUGUAGUAACAUAUUUCCAGCUAAUAGCAAACAAAUGACCCAUUAACGGAAGUGGCCAAACCACCAAAAGCAGGCAUCUCCACCAAAUAUUAGUUUUUUAUAUACAAAAGAUUCAACACAAACAAAUCCACAACUUGAAAUACAACUCCUAGGCGGUUUCAUUCCGAGGCUUAAUUUACCGCUAUUUUGCUCAGUAAAAUGCCCCAAAUUGGACUUGUUUCUGCCGUUAAUUUGAGAGUCCAAGGUAAUUCAGCUUAUCUUUGGAGCUCGAGGUCUUCGUUGGGAACUGAAAGUCAAGAUGGUCGCUUGCAAAGGAAUUUGUUAUGUUUUGGUAGUAGCGACUCCAUGGGGCAUAAGUUAAGGAUUCGUACUCCCAGUGCCACGACCAGAAGAUUGACAAAGGACUUUAAUCCUUUAAAGGUAGUCUGCAUUGAUUAUCCAAGACCAGAGCUAGACAAUACAGUUAACUAUUUGGAGGCGGCGUUAUUAUCAUCAUCAUUUCGUACUUCCUCACGCCCAACUAAACCAUUGGAGAUUGUUAUUGCUGGUGCAGGUUUGGGUGGUUUGUCUACAGCAAAAUAUCUGGCAGAUGCUGGUCACAAACCGAUAUUGCUGGAGGCAAGAGAUGUCCUAGGUGGAAAGGUAGCUGCAUGGAAAGAUGAUGAUGGAGAUUGGUAUGAGACUGGGUUGCAUAUAUUCUUUGGGGCUUACCCAAAUAUGCAGAACCUGUUUGGAGAACUAGGGAUUAACGAUCGAUUGCAGUGGAAGGAACAUUCAAUGAUAUUUGCGAUGCCUAACAAGCCAGGGGAAUUCAGCCGCUUUGAUUUUCCUGAAGCUCUUCCUGCGCCAUUAAAUGGAAUUUUGGCCAUACUAAAGAACAAUGAAAUGCUUACAUGGCCCGAAAAAGUCAAAUUUGCUAUUGGACUCUUGCCAGCAAUGCUUGGAGGGCAAUCUUAUGUUGAAGCUCAAGACGGUUUAAGUGUUAAGGACUGGAUGAGAAAGCAAGGUGUGCCUGAUAGGGUGACAGAUGAGGUGUUCAUUGCCAUGUCAAAGGCACUUAACUUCAUAAACCCUGACGAGCUUUCGAUGCAGUGCAUUUUGAUUGCUUUGAACAGAUUUCUUCAGGAGAAACAUGGUUCAAAAAUGGCCUUUUUAGAUGGUAACCCUCCUGAGAGACUUUGCAUGCCGAUUGUUGAACAUAUUGAGUCAAAAGGUGGCCAAGUCAGACUAAACUCACGAAUAAAAAAGAUUGAGCUCAAUGAGGAUGGAAGUGUCAAAUGUUUUAUACUGAAUAAUGGCAGUACAAUUAAAGGAGAUGCUUUUGUGUUUGCCACUCCAGUGGAUAUCUUCAAGCUUCUUUUGCCUGAAGACUGGAAAGAGAUCCCAUAUUUCCAAAAGUUGGAGAAGCUAGUGGGAGUUCCUGUGAUAAAUGUCCAUAUAUGGUUUGACAGAAAACUGAAGAACACAUCUGAUAA
Messenger RNA from Nicotiana tabacum (common tobacco), 1501 nucleotides. NCBI's taxonomy places the organism in Eukaryota, Viridiplantae, Streptophyta, Magnoliopsida, Solanales, Solanaceae. The record is from RefSeq and is a predicted model, not a curated record.